Messenger RNA from Lactuca saligna, 822 nucleotides. Lineage: Eukaryota; Viridiplantae; Streptophyta; Magnoliopsida; Asterales; Asteraceae. The record is from the annotation of a GenBank genome assembly.
AUGCACGGUAGCACUUCACGGCGACUGCCGGAUUCCGGUAGUUAUGACUACACAAAUCAAAGAAAUUUGGAUUGUGCAUCGACUUUCAGAGCUACGGAUUCAACUAGUCCAAAUCUCAUCAGGCAGAAUAGCACUCCAGCUGGAUUUUUGUCCUCCUUGAAUGUUGAAAAUGGUUUUGCCGGCGUGAAAGAUGUGAGAAAAGGCAGUUCAUCAAGUGCUUCCAAUAACCACAUCAGUUUCUCAUUAGGUCCAUCUUCUUCAUCAAGAUUCUUGCCCCAAAUAGCUGAAAACGAGAAUGAAUUGCAUGAUUCCACAUUCAAUGGCUUGAAGAGGAGCAGAGAUGGUGGUUUGAAGAUAUCACAUUCACAGAAUGGAGAGUCUGGAAACCAUACUCCUAGUUUGCUUCACCAUAUGAGCUUACCAAAAACUUCCUCUGAGAUGGCAGCUGCUGCUGAAAACUUCGUGCAUUUCCAACAAGAAUCAUCGGUUCCAUGGAAAACACGAGCAAAAAGAGGAUUUGCUACACACCCAAGAAGCAUUGCAGAAAGGAUGAGAAGAACCCGAAUAAGCGAAAGAAUCAAAAGGUUACAAGAGCUUUUCCCUGAUAUGGACAAGCAAACUAAUACAGCAGAUAUGUUAGAUAUGGCUGUUGAGUACAUUAAAGACCUUCAAAAAGAACUACAGAUUUUGAACGAUGCUCGAGCAAGGUGCAAGUGUUCAAGUAAACAAUUACAGUCAGGUAAAGACAGACAGUGUGAUUUAAAUUUGAGGAAUAUUAGAUCCAAUAUUUGGAUGACCCUAAAUGGAUCAACAUCUUUGUGA